GGGAGGGGCUCCUGGUGACAGGUACGGAUGAGGUUCACUGUGACAGGUACAGGUGAGGAUCUCAUAACAGGAACUAGUGAGAAUGCCGGUAGUGGGCGCAGAUAUGAGUGGGGAUCCUGACAAUAGGUACAAACAGAGGGCUCACUAACAGGUAGAGGUAGGGGCGAGUGUCCCAGUAAUGAGUGUGGGUAUGGACACGGGUCCCAGAGUACAGGUAUGGAUGAGGGACCCCAUAACGUGUAUAGCUAUUGAUAAAGGUCCCGGUAAUGGGUACAGACUCAAUGUGGGGGUCCCAGUAGCAGGUACGAUUAUGGAUGGGGAUCCCCAAAAUAGGUACAGACAGCAGUUCCAAUAAAAAAUACAGUAUGGAUGGGAAUGCCCCAUAAGAUAUGCAGGUACAGACAAGGGUCUUGGUAUAGGUGGGACUCAGGUGGGAGUCCCAGUAAGAAGUACAGAUGUGGGUGGAUGUCACAGUAAUAGGUGCACUUGGGGGAAUCCCUGUUUGCAGGUUUGGGGUUUGGGGUGAGGGGCUUCCAAUAACAGGUACAAGUUGAGGUUGCUGGUAAGGCACAGGGUGCCCUUCAUUGUCACAGGUAAGGUCCUUAGCCCCCACACCAGUGCAUACAGGGCCUGUGGUGCACCCCACCGUGGUGAACUGCACCCCAGACCCAUAGGGUACCCCACCAUGUGUUCACUCUGCAGUUCCUCCUGGGGGAGAGUGAUCUAGGACAGAACCGUGCCAAGGCAUCUCAGCAGGCCCUGGCCGAGCUGAACCCCUGUGUGGUGGUCGAGGCUCACACCGGGGAGCUGUCGGAGGCCUUCCUUGCCUCCUUCCAGGUGGUGGUGCUCACUGAGUCCCCGCUGGACGAGCAGCUCCGCAUCGGGGACUUCUGCCAUGCCCAGGGCAUCUGCUUCAUCGUGGCUGACACCAAGGGGCUGGCAGGGCAGCUGUUCUGUGACUUUGGGGAGCGCUUUGUCGUUGAUGAUCCAGCAGAAGAGGAUCCAGUGUCUGCUGCUGUGCAGCACAUCUCCCAGGGCAACCCAGGAGUGGUGACAUGCAUGGGGACAGAGAACAGCCGUGGCCACCUCUUUCACGAUGGUGACCUGGUGACGUUUUCGGGCGUACAGGGGAUGACAGAGCUGAACGGCCAGGAGCCCAUCCCCGUGCAUGUGCUCGAUGCCUUCAGGCUGGAGAUCAGUGACACCAGCUCCUUCUCGCCCUACCGCUGUGGGGGUCUUGUUUCACAGGUGCAGCGGCCCCGGGAGUGUUCCCACGCGUUCACCCCAUCCCCGGUGCUGUGCUGGCAGGAGCCCCUGCGCCAGGCACUGGAAGAGCCCAAAAUCCAGGUGGCAAAUCCCGAGGAUCUGGCAGGCAGCCGCAGCCUGCACGCCGCCUUCCAGGCCCUUCACGCUUUCCGCAGGGAUCAGAGCCGGCUGCCGCGGCCCAGGGCACCGGCGGAUGCCGAGCGGGUGCUGGAGCUGGCGCGGAGCCUGGGAGCCCG
This is a messenger RNA of Cyanistes caeruleus (blue tit), 1502 nucleotides long. NCBI's taxonomy places the organism in Eukaryota, Metazoa, Chordata, Aves, Passeriformes, Paridae. The record is from RefSeq and is a predicted model, not a curated record.